Staurois parvus is the source of this 294-nucleotide messenger RNA. Lineage: Eukaryota; Metazoa; Chordata; Amphibia; Anura; Ranidae. The record is from the annotation of a GenBank genome assembly.
GUCCCUCCCCCCCCCAGUCCCCCCCCCCCCAUAUUGUCUGUGCUAUUCACUAUUCCACCACAUUUUUGUAUCACCAACAUAGAGAGCCGAACUGUACAGAGAACACCGAGCCAGUCCCAUCAUCUCUGUACUGAGGAGCUGACACUCUAAUGUCCCCAUCCCCCCAUCCCAUCAGUCUCUGUACUGAGGAGCUUACACUCUAAUGUCCCCUCCCCCACAGUCCCAUCAGUCUCUGUACUGAGGAGCUACACUUCUAAUGUCCCCUCCCCCCAUCCCAUCAGUCUCUGUACUGAG